AUGCUUUUCUACUUUCGCCUUUUUUUUUUUUCUUUCGGAUGGAAUUUUCUCACUGUUUUAACUAUUCUUUCCUCCCGUUUUCUUUUUCUUGCUUCUGUGCAUUCCUUCUUUAUUCCUUCGUUUAAUAUUUUACCAAAAUAUGUCGUUUCUCAUUUAUCUUUUUAUUUCUUUUUUUCCCUUUUUUCUUUUCUUGAUUCUAUGCUUUCCUUCUUUUUUCCUUCGUCUAAUAUUUUCCAAAAGUAUUUCUUUUCUUCCUUUCCUUGUUAUUUAUUUUUCUUGCUUCUGCGUAUUCCUUCUUUUUUCCUUUCGUCUAAUAUUUCUUUUCUCUCUCUCUCUCUCCUUUUUAUUUCUUUUUUCUUUUUCCUUUUCUUGCUUCGAAACCUUCCUUCUUUUUCCUUUUGUCUAAUAUUUCUUUUCCCUCUCUCUAUCCUUUUUAUUUUCUAUUUCUUUUUCUUACUUCGAGACCUUUCUUCUUUUUCCUUUCGUCUAACAUUUCUUUUCUCUCUCUCAUUUGUAUUUCUUUUUCUUGCUUUGAAACCUUCCUUCUUUUUCCUUUCGUCUAAUAUUUCUUUUCUCUCUCUCUCUCCUUUUUAUUUCUUUUUCCUUUUUUUGCUUCUAUGCCUUUCUUCUUUUUCCUUUCGUCUAACAUUUCUUUUCUCUCUCUCAUUUGUAUUUCUUUUUCUUGCUUUGAAACCUUCCUUCUUUUUCCUGUCGUCUAACAUUUCUUUUCUCUCUCUCUCUUCUUUUUAUUUAUUUUUCCUUUUUUUUGCUUCUAUGCCUUUCUUCUUUUUCCUUUCGUCUAAUAUUUCUUUUCUGUCUCUCCUUUUUAUUUCUUAUUUCCUUUUCUUUUUUCUAUGA
This is a messenger RNA of Acanthosepion pharaonis, 858 nucleotides long. Lineage: Eukaryota; Metazoa; Mollusca; Cephalopoda; Sepiida; Sepiidae. The record is from the annotation of a GenBank genome assembly.